AUGGCUCGUGUGAAGUACGUAAAGGAACGCAAAGGUGAAGAGGUUACCGAUUGGAGCCAGCUGCUCCACCGUCGUGAGCGCCGCGAAGAGCGUCGUAGGCUUCAGGAGCUAGAGCGCCAGAAGGAGCUAGACCGUCGCAGAGAGGCGGGCGAAAUUCGCGAAGUCCAGACCAGCGCUACCACCGCUGCUUACCCCAACGCGCACUCUGGACCUGCGACGAGUAUCACGCCCUUUACCAGGAGGGUCACUAGGGCUGCCACCAGAGCUGCCUCCAACUCUGCCACCCCCGCCACCACCACCGCCACCACCACCAUCACGGACACACCCACAGCCAUGGCUCCAGUGUCUGCUCCUGCCAGUGCUACGGCUGGUGUUACAGCUUUGGUCUCACCUCCUGUGACCGCUACUGCCGUUGAUCACGAGGAAUAUGGAUACAUGGACCUGGUGGACCCGGCACUGUUCGAGUUUGGAAACGACAACAAUGUUCCAGAGCUACCUGCCAAUGAAGCAGUCUCCAGUGUUCAAGCCACCACGACAUCCAUCUCUACAAACGCCGCCCCUCCCGCAUUUAGACCGAUCACCGUUCCGGCUGCUGUUGCAGCCUACGCCAUUAACGUCGAGGAGCUUUCAGUUAUGGAUCGUUCACAGCCUAGAAAUGCUGGGACCGUCCACCAGCAGGCCACGAUGCCACCCGCCGCGCAGGGAAACCACGAAGUCGUACAGCCGACUACUGACGCGCGUACCAAGGCCGCACUUCAGUUGGUCCCAGUCGUCCACAUCAUCGACCGUUUAUUUGCCGAGAAUUUGCCCAAGCUGCGAGCACCCACUCCAGAAAUGGUAGCGGCUGAGGCGCGCGUCUUCCUGGCUAGAGCCCGGGAGAACGAGACCGUACAAGCAGUGAGAACGGCGGCGAAGACGCUGGAUUUUGAGGUACUGCACAGGAUCAACGAGUCCUCCGCUCAACAGGACCUGAGGACAGAGGUCUUGAAGUUUAGACUCCAACAAGUCUUUCUUGAUGAGCUUGGCAAGUAG
Neurospora crassa OR74A is the source of this 1032-nucleotide messenger RNA. RefSeq lists its product as hypothetical. The coding region runs from base 1 to 1032 and encodes 343 amino acids. The record is from RefSeq and is a predicted model, not a curated record. The transcript is spliced from 2 exons. NCBI's taxonomy places the organism in Eukaryota, Fungi, Ascomycota, Sordariomycetes, Sordariales, Sordariaceae.